Trichechus manatus latirostris (Florida manatee) is the source of this 2820-nucleotide messenger RNA. It is a transcript of the gene JAKMIP1, whose product is annotated as janus kinase and microtubule interacting protein 1. The transcript has 20 exons. Gene Ontology annotation, molecular function: microtubule binding; GABA receptor binding; kinase binding. NCBI's taxonomy places the organism in Eukaryota, Metazoa, Chordata, Mammalia, Sirenia, Trichechidae. The record is from RefSeq and is a predicted model, not a curated record. The coding region runs from base 433 to 2820 and encodes 795 amino acids.
GUCGGUGGCUCAGUUCGGCAGGGUGGGGCGGACCGCGGAGGCCGGGCCUCCCUGCUGCUCCUAAGGCUAAUCAAGGAGGGAGCCCCAGACAGUGGCUGGGUUAGCCGAGAGCAGCAACAUCAGCAGGUGAGAGUGCAGAGGCUUCGCGUUCUGGUGGGGACAAGGCCCGCCGUCUCCUCGCUUCACGCAGGAGUCUUUCCUGUGACGUGAAGAACGUGACGUCUGCCUGUGGAGGACCCACGGGCUCCGAGAUUCUGCGCGUGCAACGCCCGAUGCUUCCCGCUGCCCAGGAAGUGGUGUGCCUGCCCCAGGGUCCCAAGUGAUGGUGGCUGAUGCGGUGGUGGCGGAGCGAGCGGAGGCCUGCGCCACCGGUUAGCACGUGGAGCUGCCCCCGCGCCAACCGCAGGACCUGAGCCCUCUCCGAGAGGAAGCAUGUCGAAGAAAGGCCGGAACAAGGGCGAGAAGCCCGAAAUGGAGCCGGAUGCUGUGCAGACGGCAAACGAGGAGCUGCGGGCCAGGUUGACCAGCCUCCAGAUCGAGUUCCAGCAGGAAAAGAGCAAGGUGGGCAAGCUGCGCGAGCGGCUGCAGGAGGUCCGGCUGGAGCGCGAGCAGGAGCAGCGGCGGCACACGGCCUUCCUGUCGGAGCUGCGCGCCAAGCUGCACGAGGAUAAGACGCGCGAGCUGCAGGCGCUGCGCGAGGCGCUCAUCCGACAGCACGAGCAGGAGGCGGCGCGCGCCGCCAAGAUCAAGGAGGGCGAGCUGCAGAGGCUGCAGGCCACGCUGACCCUGCUGCGGGAUGGCGCGGCCGACAAGGUCAAGACGGCGCUGCUGGCUGAGGCACGCGAGGAGGCGCGCAGGGCCUUUGAUGGCGAGCGUCUGCGGCUCCAGCAGGAGAUCCUGGAGCUCAAGGCGGCACGUCGGCAGGCUGAGGAGGCGCUCAGCACCUGCAUGCAGGCGGACAAGGCCAAGGCGGCUGACCUGCGCGCAGCCUACCAGGCGCACCAGGACGAGGUGCAGCGCACGAAGCGCGAGAGCGAGCGGGACAUCCGCCGGCUGAUGGACGAGAUCAAAGGAAAAGACCGUGUGAUCCUGGCCCUGGAGAAGGAGCUGGGUGUGCAGACGGGCCAGACCCAGAAGCUGCUGCUCCAGAAGGAGGCGCUGGAUGAGCAGCUGGUCCAGGUCAAGGAGGCCGAGCGGCACCACGGCAGCCCCAAGAAGGAGCUGCCGCCAGGCAUCGGAGACAUGGCAGAGCUCAUGGGUGGUCAGGAUCCACAUAUGGACGAACGAGAUGUGAGGCGAUUUCAACUAAAAAUUGCUGAGCUGAAUUCAGUGAUACGGAAGCUGGAAGACAGAAAUACCCUCUUGGCCGAUGAGAGGAACGAGCUGCUGAAGCGCAAUCGCGAGACGGAGGUCCAGCUGAAGCCGCUCGUGGAGAAGAACAAGCGGGUGAGCAAGAAGAACGAGGACCUGCUGCACAGCAUACAGCGGAUGGAGGAGAAGAUCAAGAACCUCACGCGGGAGAACCUGGAGAUGAAGGAGAAGCUGUCAGCCCAGGCCUCGCUGAAGCGGCACACAUCCCUGAAUGACCUCAGCCUGACACGGGACGAGCAGGAGAUUGAGUUCCUGCGGCUGCAGGUGCUGGAGCAGCAGCACGUCAUUGACGACCUGUGCCUGGAGCGAGAACGGCUGCUGCGCUCCAAGAGACAACGCGGGAAGAACCUGAAGCCGCCCAAGAAGCAUGUUGUGGAGACAUUUUUUGGAUUUGACGAGGAGUCUGUGGACUCAGAAACGUUAUCCGAGACGUCCUACAACACGGACAGGACAGACAGGACACCGGCCACCCCCGAGGAAGACGUGGACGAGCUCUGUUCCCUCCUGUUCCAGACUCGGGAGCAGCUACAAGCUGACCUGCUGAGGUCCCAGGCUAAGAUCGAAGAUUUGGAGAAGCUGCUGGUGGAGAAGGGCCAGGAUUCCAAGUGGGUUGAAGAAAAGCAGCUGCUCAUUAGGACAAACCAGGACUUGCUGGAAAAGAUCUACAGGCUGGAGGUGGAGGAGAGCCAGCUGAAGGACGAGAUGCAGGACGCCAAGGACCAGAACGAGCUGCUAGAGUUCCGAGUGCUAGAGCUGGAAGAGAGAGAGAGGAGGUCGCCAGCCUUUAACCUCCAAAUCACCACCUUCCCCGAGAGCAACAGCAGUGCCCUCCAGCUGUUCUGUCACCAGGAAGGAGUGAAGGACGUGAAUGUGUCUGAACUUAUGAAGAAGUUAGAUAUCCUUGGCGAUAACGGGAAUCUGAGAAAUGACGAGCAGGUCGCUAUCAUCCAGGCUGGGACUGUGCUGGCCCUGUGCGAGAAGUGGCUGAAGCAGAUUGAAGGCACCGAGGCCGCCCUGACCCAGAAGAUGGUGGACCUGGAGAAAGAGAAGGACCUGUUCAGCCGGCAGAAGGGCUACCUGGAGGAGGAGCUGGACUACAGGAAGGAGGCCCUUGACCAGGCUCACCUGAAAAUCCAGGAGCUGGAGGCCACGCUGUACAAUGCGCUGCAGCAGGAAGCCGGGCGCCGGGCAGGUGAGACGCUGAGCGAGGCCCAGCGCGAGGACCUGCAGGCCGCGGUGGAGAAGGUGCGCCGGCACAUCCUGAGGCAGAGCCGUGAGAGCGACAGCCAGGUGCUACGGGCGCGCAUGGAGCUGCUGCAGCAGGCCCAGCAGAGGGUCCGGGAGCUGGAAGGCAAGCUGGAGUCUCAGAAGAGGCAGCUCAAGGAGCUGGAGGAGAAGUUUUUGUUCCUGUUUUUGUUUUUCUCGCUAGCAUUCAUUCUGUGGCCUUGA